CCUCUACCGGUGGCAGCGCGAGUGAUUCAGACAGUGGAAGAUCAGGUUGUAGACAUGAUGUCUGCACUGUAAAGAGAACCGGUGUGACAUUUCGGAGUGCGGGUUUGUGCCAUUACGGAACAGAAUACAUACAUGAAAUACAACUGACGUAAAGUAUGAUUUAGAACGAUGCACGCGUAUUUACUUUUCUCUUUAUUACGAGCAGUAUACGUUGUAUUAUGAAAGUGUGUCCGUGUGAUUUACAUGAUUUAUAGUUCUUUUCAAGAAUUGAUCGCUUGCGCAUCCAUUAAACUAUUUAUUUUCGUCAGUUCCAUAGAGAAACUGUUCUUUGUCUAUGUGUUCAGGGAUAUGUGUAAAAGACAAAGGUCUGCGGAAAAGAAGGAAUAACAGGCAUAGUAGUAACAAUAAUAUCGACCGACGAGCAGGUCAAGAGUGUGCGUGUAUAUUAGGGCCCCAUAAAGACGAGUUAAUACGAUAAGAAGUGCUUCAUUGCUGGAGGUCACAAUGUUCAACCCCCUGUCAACAUUUCUAGUAACUGCACUUGUGCCAGUUAUUUGCAUCUUCUCUUUCACAAAUGAGCAAGAAAUGCAGAAUAACAUCUUCGAAGCAGCAUUUCAAGGGCGCUGUGGACAUGGCAGUCCCUGUGAACAGUUAUGCUACGAACUGCAUGACGGGAUGUUCGAAUGCGACUGUAAGGAUGGAUUUGUUCUGCACCAGAAUGGAUACAGCUGUCUCGAAAUGAACACGACAAUGGAGACGAUGGUUGAAGAGGAGGAAGACAUACUGUACCAGAAGGAUGCGUCCUUCUCGGCCGAACUGGACACCUCUGGCGAUGUCAGAGGGAACAGUGUCCUGUUCUCUCCCAAGGCAGACGAGGUAGAGAAGAAGGUGCAGUUCCUCACGACCCAGAGUCCGAACCUGGAGCAGAAAGUACCUGGCAGCACGACGAGUGAUGGACAUACCACAGAGAGUCUCCGUGCGGCGGACACGACGCCAUGUCUUCUGGACUGUGGUGUCGGCGGCUCCU
Messenger RNA from Cryptotermes secundus, 1027 nucleotides. RefSeq names its product pikachurin-like. The record is from RefSeq and is a predicted model, not a curated record. NCBI's taxonomy places the organism in Eukaryota, Metazoa, Arthropoda, Insecta, Blattodea, Kalotermitidae.